Silurus meridionalis is the source of this 3323-nucleotide messenger RNA. RefSeq names its product RAB11 family interacting protein 3 (class II) (gene rab11fip3). The record is from RefSeq and is a predicted model, not a curated record. Lineage: Eukaryota; Metazoa; Chordata; Actinopteri; Siluriformes; Siluridae. Bases 1364 to 2956 code for a protein of 530 amino acids. Gene Ontology annotation, molecular function: calcium ion binding. The transcript is spliced from 12 exons. Gene Ontology annotation, biological process: endocytic recycling; regulation of cytokinesis. Gene Ontology annotation, cellular component: endocytic vesicle; midbody; recycling endosome membrane.
AUUCUGUCUGUCUAGUCAUUCUGUCUGUCAGUUUGUCUGUUUGUUUUGGUCAGUAGUUUAUCAGCUGAACAUGAGAAGCAGAAAUGGCAGAGGGUAGAUGUGUGUUAGUGGCAGGAACGAGUUCAGGGUUAAACUCUGCACUAUGGAGAAGCUCCUGAACCUCUUAGAACCUCUCCAUGUUUUUGUCCUGAAAAACGUGAAAAAUCCGUUCUCGACAUUUUUGUCCAUUCUGAGCAAACGAAUCCUCACCCCCGAGUUCCUGUUUAUGUUCUCCGCUGUGUGGGUGUGGACCUGCACACUCAUGAAUAUACCGAGUAUGUGUUGAGCCGAGCUGCACCUUUCCUUUCAGUCCACUUUUCUUCUCUUCUUCCGAAUAUUUCUCUCUCUCUCUCUCUCUCUCUCUCUCUCUCUCUCUCUCUCUCUCUCUUUCCCCAUGUUCUCUGAAUGGAUGUGUUGUUUCUCUGUUUACUUUCAAAACACACAAGGUGACUGGGUUGAGUGGGGCUCCCAGCAGAGGAGCACUUCUGUGGGUAUCCAGGAAAAAUUCUCCUGAAAUUAUACACACACACACACACACACACACACACACACACUACACACACACCUGUUUUGUGUUGUUUACGGGAGCUGUGCAGUUCAGUACUGAUUAGAUCAGUGUGUGUGUUUCUCAUUUAACUUUUGGCCUACGACCUUCAAUAUGGUUCUCCAGACAAGUUAGGCUGGAUUGUUGAACGUCCUAUGUGACGUGUUCUAUACACACACACACACACACACACACACACACACACACACACACACACAACUGGUGUUGUUCCGCCCCCACUCCCGCCCUGUUCUGCCCUUCGGACUUCCUAGACUACGCUUCACAUUUCCAAGGGUUACACAUCCCUCUCUCUCUCUCUCUGUCUAUACACCUCUGUCUCUAUCCCUUUCUCUCUGUCUAUACACCUCUGUCUCUAUCCCUUUCUCUCUGUCUAUACACCUCCAUCUCUAUCCCUCUCUCUCUCUGUCUAUACACCUCCGUCUCAAUCCCUCUCUUUGUGUAUACUCCUUCAUCUCAAUUUCUGUUUCUCCGUAUACUCUUUUCCAUCUCGAUCCCUCUCUCUCUGUAUACUCCUCUGUCUUGAUCUCUCUCUCUCUGUAUACUCCUCCAUUUUGAUCCCUCUCUCUUUCUCUGUAUACUUCUCCAUCUCAAUCUCUGUUUCCAUAUACUCCUCCGUCUCAAUCUCUCUCUCCCUCUCUCUCUCUCUCUCUCUCUCUCUCUCUCUCUCUCUGCAACCCUUCUUCCGCUUUGUCCUGAAAAUUCCCAAAUGGGUGAAGAACAUUAGAACCUGAUUUUAUUUAGACCUUUUUCUCUAAGAACAUGGUAUUGGGCAUGGCCUCCUGCCCUCUGGGAGUUUCCUCUCCUGGGGGUUCACCAGUAUUCAUGCAGCAGGCGGAGGUGUCGGACAGUGCGUACCUGGGCUCGGAGAGUGCGUACAGUGAGUGUGAGACGUUCACGGAUGAGGACACGGGUGCACUCGUACACCCAGAGCUGCACGAGGACGUGGAGACGGACAGCGGCAUCGAAAACACACUCGCCGAGAGCGAAGACCGCAACAGGUUCUCACUCGGCUCGGAUUUGCAUGGCCACGCCCUGGUAGCUGUGAUUGGUGGGGAGGAGGAGCACUUUGAAGACUUUGGGGAGAGCAACUCCACCUCUGAUCUUUUGCUGGCCAAUCAGGAAGAGGGGAGGGUGGCACCUGAAGGAGAAGGAGACCCAGAGCCACACCCACACACUGGGAGCCCAGUGCAUCGUCCACCCAUGCUGCUGUCACCCAGCUCUGAGCCUUUCCCCUCCAGCUUCCAGAAUUUCCUGCAGUCGGAAUCUCUGGAGUUUUUCUGCACUCACUGUCACAAACAGAUCAGCCGCCUGGAGGAUCUCUCCACACGCCUGCACUUACUAGAAAUGAAUAGCUCCAGUAAGAGACUGUCCAGUAAAAAAGCUGCGAGGCACUUGUUGCAGUCCAGCGGUCUCGAUGGUAUGAGUGAUCUGAGUCGUGACUUCCUGGACCUCGCCGACAGUGACAUCACAGAUAAGGUGCUACUCCUGGAGCGGCGCGUGUCUGAGCUGGAGAAGGACUCUGCGGCGAGCGAGGAGCAGCAUGCCCGUCUGCGGCAGGAAAACCUGGCUCUGGUGCACCGCGCCAACGCCUUGGAGGAGCAGCUCAAAGAGCAGGAGCUUCACUCUGACGAGACCCUGAACACGCUCGCCCGCAAACACAGAGACGCUCUGAGCAAGCUGCAGCGCGAAAGAGAGCUGGAGAUCGAGAACUUGCAGGCCAGGCUGCAUCAGUUGGAUGAAGAGAACAGUGAGUUGAGGUCUUGCGUGCCCUGUCUAAGAGCCAACAUUGAAAGACUGGAAGAGGAGAAGAGGAAGCUCCAGGACGAAAUGGACGACGUGAGCGACAGACUGAACGAAGAAACCGAGUCCCGCAGGAAGAUGGCCGACAAACUGAGCCACGAACGCCACACCAGCCAGAAAGAGAAAGAGACCACGCAGGAGCUGAUAGAGGACUUGAGGAAGCAGUUGGAAAUGCUGCAGCUGUUCAAGUUGGAGACGGAGGCUCGACGCGGCCGAUCCCCCGCCGCCGGACUCCAGGAGUACAACACGCACAUGAGAGAGAACGAGCUGGAGCAGGAAAUCCGCCGCCUCAAGCAGGAUAACCGCAGCUUGAAGGAGCAGAAUGACGAGUUGAACGGACAGAUCAUCAAUCUGAGCAUCCAGGGAGCCAAAAGCCUCUUCACCGAGUCUCUGUCCGAGUCGCUGGCAGCCGAGAUCAACAACGUCUCCCGCGCAGAGCUAAUGGAGGCCAUCCAGAAGCAGGAGGAGAUCAACUUCCGUCUGCAGGACUACAUCGACCGCAUCAUCGUGGCCAUCAUGGAGUCCAACCCUUCUAUACUGGAGGUCAAAUAAUCGCCACGACGACGGACCGGUUCUGACUUCUGCUUCAGCUGCGCUUCGGUCUUCAUAACGUGUGUGUGUGUGUGAGUGAAGCGUAUUGGUUCCUGUGACCUCCCUUUGGUUUGGGAUAGAGGGGCCCAAUCCCUCAGGUGUGUGUGUGUGUGUGUGUGUGUGUGUAUUACAUGUCCCUUAAUUGGUUAAUUGACUAUUGCAAAUAUUAGCCAGUUAACCAAUUAGUGUCAACUAAUAUUCCGAGUCCAUUAUCAGGUGUUUGCACACGUCACCUUUUUAAAUCACAUGACCCAAGUUGCCAUGGUGAUUAAUUCGUUAUUAUAAUUUGUUAUGACAAAAACUAAAAAAAACAUUUCAUUGGAAAAUC